Folsomia candida is the source of this 3459-nucleotide messenger RNA. It is a transcript of the gene RN-tre, whose product is annotated as USP6 N-terminal-like protein. The record is from RefSeq and is a predicted model, not a curated record. The coding region runs from base 986 to 3172 and encodes 728 amino acids. NCBI's taxonomy places the organism in Eukaryota, Metazoa, Arthropoda, Collembola, Entomobryomorpha, Isotomidae. The transcript is spliced from 6 exons.
AGCGAAAUUCGUACAUGUUUCUUUUCCAAUUAGUUAACUGCUCUUCUUCUUCUCCACUCGCUGUAGGAUUAACUAAACUAUAUUUACUAUAAACUAACUAACCAACUAGUUGGGUUGGGGUGAUAGACGACAGGAGAGGUUAAAUAGCUCGAGUCUUGUGUUUAUCAACACCACCACGUAAAAAAAAUUGUGCCGUGGGUGGCUUUUCAGUUAGGAGGAGGAUUGAAGUUGUAAUCGUUGAAUGAAGGAAUUGUGGGAAUUCAACAAUCAAUCUCUCGUGUAACGUGACAGAUAAAUAAUUCAACAACAAUCCACCCGUUGCAGUAGAUAGAAGUGGUUGUAAACUAACGGCUUAGGAUUGAACAGUGGCUCAAGGCAACCUCAACAGUAUAAGAAAGAAUCGUUAAAGAUGAAGAUAACAGAGAAGGAGAACAGUGGUUGUAAUAAUCAGCAAUCAUCAUGAUUCGUGUAAAAUUCAAUCCAGAUGCUCCACUACUGUUCUUCACAUUAGAAACUUGGACUCAUCAUCAUCGCGUCUGGGAAAGUAGUCCUUGAAUUUGGCAUUUUUUGAGACUGUGCAACUAGGAAAAUUGACUGAUUUUAUCUUAUUCACUUAUUUACACCGUCGUCCUCCUCAAAUAUAUUUUCUAUUGGAUCGCUACAAUUUUUAAUUGGAUGAACAAACCGUCUUUGUAAACUCAGGCCUGAUAUUUUACUUUCCGAAUUUCUGCAAUUAAUCAAAAAUCAUCAUCGUCUCUGGAAAAUGGACUACAGGAAUAAGUAUAAUUGUGGAUGUCAAACGCACAACAACGACGACCGGCUGGUCUAUAUUAAUUCAGUCAAAAUUUAAUGAUCAGAGAGGAAAAAAUACUUGUACGUAGUUGCUACUACUUUUACUGCGUCCUGUACCGAAACACUGCACACAUAGACUGAUUGACACUCAAUUGCAAUAUUUCUGUUAAACGCACCACUAGGAUAUAUAAUUAUGGGCGAUGUUGAUGACUGGGUUGACAAAGCUGAGGAAGAAAGGUUGGGAAUAAUCGGUAAAUACGACAAAGGCCGAGAAGAAGGAGCAGAGAUAGAACCAUGGGACGACCCUGCGUUUGAAAUUUAUCAUGUAACCGACCACUAUGGAUUCAUUCAUGACCAACGUUUCCCUCUUAAAUUCAACCCUGAAGAAAACAAGUUUAGAUUCGUUGAAGCAGAGAGAGCAGACAAGUGGGUGAAGAUGCAUGCGAGCUGGGAUAAGUACAAAAGCAGUGACAAGUUGAGAAACAGAACGUUUAAAGGAAUUCCGAAUAAAGUUCGUGGCUUCUUCUGGGGAUUAUUUCUAGACUUGCCAACAAUUAAGGAACAGCAGAAAGGAAAAUAUGAGGAAAUGUACCAGCUAGCAAGACAACAUUCCUUAGAUGUGCGUCAAAUCGACCUGGAUGUCAAUCGAACUUAUAGAGAUAACAUAAUGUUCCGAGAGAGAUAUGGAGUCAAACAGCGUUCUUUGUUCAACAUCCUUUGUGCAUAUUCAAUAUACAAUUCCGAAGUCGGGUACUGCCAAGGAAUGUCGCAGGUAGCCGCACUGCUCCUGAUGUACAUGGACGAAGAAGAUGCAUUUUGGGGGCUCUCUCAGCUUAUGACACAUCACAAAUAUGGAAUGCACGGAUUUUUCAUUGCGGGUUUUCCGAAGUUAGUGCGUUUUCAAAAACACCAUGAUAAAGUGUUAAAAUCAAUGAUACCCAAGUUGAAGAAACACUUUGACAAGCACGGAGUCGAUGUAGGCUUAUACACAUUGAAAUGGUUUUUCCAGUGCUUUUUGGACAGAGUUCCUUUCGAACUUGGCCUCCGCUUGUGGGACAUAUUUUUAAUGGAUGGUGAUAGAGUCUUAACGUGUGGAGCGUAUUCAAUACUCAAAAUGCACCACAAACAAUUGCUGGCAAAAAAGAAUAUGGACGACCUGCUCGACUAUUUGCAAUCGUCAAUUCCGAACGACCUAACUAUCAGCAACGACAAAGCAAUUGAAAUCUAUCAACGCUGCUUAGAGGAUUUGCAAAGAAAGAAACUUGACGUUGCAGGAGACGUGGGCGAGGAUGAAUUACCAAAAAAGCCGUUUGGAUUGAUUGAGAACAUUGUCAAGCCCAUCCCAGUCAGAAAAGAGCAGCGAAUUUCUAUGCGAUUGAAUCGAACCCCACCCAUGGCACAGAAGGAGCUUACUGACAACAGUGAAUGCGAAAGUCGCGAAGAAGAGGAUGAGGAUGCAUCGUCAGAGAAAGCUUCUGCAUCUCGAGUGACGGUCACAUCCGCUGCUUCUUCUUCAAUGGCAAACUCUCCUAGAAAUAUUAGUCGUCCACUCUCUAGUAUUUCCAACUUCUCCUAUGCUUCUGCUAUUGAAGAUUACAACUCUUCAAACAAGUCAACCCCAUUGAAGAUGAAUGGAGUAUCAUCGUCAUCUAAUAAAUCCAAAAGCAGCACUGUCCACAACUCGGAUUACAAGGUGACAUCCGUCGGAUACGGCUGGUAUGAGUCUAAACCGGAGCGAGAGGAGGAAGAAGACGAAGAGGGAUCAAUGGAAAAUGGGUCUGUGGAAACAGUCGAGUCAGUAGAGUUGAUGGACACCCAGAUAAUUAGCGUGCAUCAAGGUCCUCAAGGAGACUACUCUACCGGAUACUCUGAAGAUUAUAAAGUUUCUUUUAAGACUGGGAAGGGCGUACGGAUAAAUAAUGAAAGGAGUGGUCGGACGCCUCCGCCCCCUCCAGCACGAUCUCUAGACCCCAAACCACACCCACCACUUUCAAGCAUAAUUCAUUCGACCACCAUUCCAGUGGUGGAAAGUAGUAGUAGUAUGGGCAGCAGUAGUCACAACGGUGAUAAAAGUAUUAUUAAUAGACGGGAAACAGCGGUCGUGUCGUCGGCUAGGCUUUCAUCAUCAUCAUCAUCUAGGUCAGCCGUCAAGGAGCACUCAAAAAUUUCCCCCAUAUCAGACGCACCCUCGUGGUCGUCAUCUUCAAUAAGCAUUCCAAGUGGUGGAGAAGCUGUUAGAAUACAUGUGCCAUAUAGCAACUCCAAUGACAUUUCAACUAUCCCUGUUUCAACAACUCCUGUUCCUGUCACCCCAAGAAGCAACUUUGAUACUCUAAAAAACGACCCUAACCGUAUCAAAAUAGACAUAUCUUCGAAAUAAAUAGAUCUAUAUACUCCGAAACAUACAUACAUAAUAACAAUAUGUAGACCGUACAAUAACCAAUAUGUAAAUCUAUCAUGCUAAAUACAUUUUACCUCAAACCUGAAGUCUAUGACCUAAAUUCCUAUUUCAUAUUCCAAAUGGCAUCCUGCUAUUACCUAAAAUACUUACUUAAAUUUAAUCCAACCAAUGCUUAUGCUUAAUUAAAAACAUUCGACAUAUCGUGAUUGAAACUUACAUAAGGGCCUCGUCCGUUUUAUGUUAAUUUCUAUAAGACUAGGAGCUAU